Molecule: messenger RNA, 2669 nt
Organism: Lycium ferocissimum
Lineage: Eukaryota; Viridiplantae; Streptophyta; Magnoliopsida; Solanales; Solanaceae
Product: CO(2)-response secreted protease-like
Exons: 11
Coding region: 178-2523 (781 amino acids)
Biological process (GO): proteolysis
Molecular function (GO): serine-type endopeptidase activity
Source: RefSeq, a predicted model, not a curated record
UUCCAUUUACUUGAUUAAUAGCUAGGUAAUCUUGUAAGAUUAAUCACUAGUAUAAAUAUAAUAUGAAAAGAUAAUAAUACAAAAAUAUGAGAGAAACAACAAGCUAUAAAAGCCUAUAUAUACUUCUCUUCUUGUCGAUCGACAAAGGAUUUAGUUGCAUGAGUAAUACUCUAUGCUAUGGCUUUUCUUUUUCAAUUUUCUCCUAUUAUCUCGACGCUCUUUCUUAUGAUAACUUAUUGCAUUACAUCAAAUGAUCAGACUCCCAAGCCUUACAUUGUGUAUAUGGGUAGUCCUUUGAACAACAGUGGAGACACAGCUGAAAUUGCAGAGUUAACUCAUCUUCAGAUGUUGUCAUCCGUUAUCCCAAGUGAAGAAAGUGAGAGAAUCUCAUUGAGGCAUUCCUACCAUCAUGCUUAUAGGGGCUUUUGUGCCUUGCUUACAAAAGAAGAAGCCACCCUUUUGUCACGUCAUGAGGAGGUUGUAUCAGUGUUUCCAGAUCCAAUACUCCAACUUCACACAACACGCUCCUGGGAUUUUUUGGGUGUCGUUGGAUCUUCUUAUUCCAGCUACCACUACAACCAUGCUUCAUCUUAUGACGUUAUAAUUGGAGUUAUUGACACAGGCAUAUGGCCCGAGUCGCCUAGUUUUGAUGACCAACAUAUUGGAAAAGUUCCAUCAAGAUGGAAAGGAGUCUGCAUGGAAGGAUUUGACUUUGCCAAGUCAAACUGCAAUAGGAAGUUGAUAGGAGCAAGAUUUUACAAUAUUGAAGAUCAAGAUUCCAGCAUCACCAAAUUACCUAAAAACACUAGCAGCACUACAACAAUACCAUCAAAACCAAAUGGAACACCAAGAGACAAAGAAGGUCAUGGGACACACACAGCCUCCAUAGCAGCAGGUGCAUUUGUCCCUAAUGCAACUUACUUUGGCCUAGCAAGUGGCAUUGCUAGGGGAGGCUCACCCUCUGCUAGGGUAGCAGCUUAUAAAGCAUGUUCAGAGGGAAAUUCUCAAGGUUCUGCUAUACUCAAAGCAAUUGAUGAUGCAAUUAAAGAUGGAGUUGACAUAAUUUCAAUAUCUAUUGGGAGGAGUUUUGUUUUUCAAACUGACUUCAAAGAUGACCCUAUUGCCAUUGGGGCCUUUCAUGCUGCUGAGAGAGGUGUUGUUGUUGUUUGUUCUGGUGGGAAUGAGGGGCCUGAUCCUUACACUGUAACCAACUCUGCUCCUUGGAUUUUCACUGUUGCUGCUUCUACUAUUGAUAGAAAAUUUCAGUCCAAUGUGGUCUUGGGAAACAAUGUCUCCUUGAAGGGAGCAGGAAUAAGUUUUAAUCCUACUGGUCGAUCCAAAACUUAUCCGCUUGCUUUCGGUGACAAUAUUCCUUUCCACCCCUCGUUAACUUCUCAAGCCAGGUAUUGUAUGCCAGGGUCAUUGGAUGCCAAAAGAGUUGCUGGUAAAAUAAUUGUUUGUAUGAAUGAUGACUGGUCAAUAUCAAGAGAAAUCAAGAAAUUGGUUGUGCAAGAUGCCGAUGCAAAGGGUUUGAUUUUAAUAGACGAGCAAGAGAAAACUUCUCCAUUUGAUUCAGGCAACUUUCCAUUUGCUGAAUUUGGAAAGCUGGCUGGUGCACAAAUUCUUCAAUAUUUUAAUUCCUCCCAGAACCCAUUGGCAACUAUAUAUCCGGCUAACGAGAUUCUUAGGUUUAAGCCAGCUCCAGUAGUUGCUGAUUUUUCUUCACGCGGACCUGCAACACUUACAGAGAAUAUUCUUAAGCCUGAUAUAACUGCUCCUGGCGUUGGCAUUUUAUCGGCUAUGAUACCCAAUCAAGAUGAAAAAAAAUCAUCUUUAUUUGGCAUAACAUCAGGAACAUCAAUGGCAUGUCCACAUGUUAGUGGAGCUAUGGCCUUCAUUAAAUCAAUUCACCCAACAUGGAGCUUCUCAAUGAUUAAAUCUGCUAUCAUGACAACAGCAACAAUAUCCAACAAUCUGAGAAAUCCCUUGACAAAUACGUCAAGUCUUCAUGCAAGUCCACAUGAAAUUGGUGCCGGCGAAUUAAACCCUAUUAAAGCUCUGAAUCCGGGCUUAGUAUUUGAAACAACCAUGAACGAUUACUAUAACUUUCUUUGUUAUUAUGGCUACAAAGAAAAAGAACUUAGAUUAGUAGUAUCAAAGAAAAAUAACUUUGAUUGUCCAAGAAAUGCUAGUACUACUAAAAAGGAACUCAUAUCACACAUAAAUUACCCUUCAAUCUCUGUAGAAAAACUUAAGCAAAAUCAAGGGGUUAUGAGAGUCAAAAGAGUUGUGACGAAUGUUGGUUCUCCAUAUGCCACUUAUACUUCUUCAGUUAUCGCUCCACCUGGUUUGGUUGUUAAUGUUUAUCCAAGAAAGAUUGCCUUUGUGAAAGGAAUAAAGAAAGCUUCUUUUGAAGUCUCAUUUGAUGGUAAGAAGGCAUCAAUUGGUUACAAUUUUGGGAUUAUAACAUGGUCGGAUGGCUCUCAUAAAGUUCAGAUGGUAUAUGCAGUGAAUGUUGAAUAGUUUUCAUUCUUUUAUUAUUUUAUAGAGGGAAGAGAUAUUAUUGUAAGACCAUUCCCCAAUUUAAAAGUUUGAAUAAAAUAAUUUUGAUAGUGUUCUUGAUAUUUUCUAGCUUUUGUAUAUUCAUGAAACAAUGAAGCUUAAUACUA